CUGGCAGAGCAGGCAGGCAUAGCGGCACCGGCAGGGGGCCAGUGGGUGACGCUUUCCUCCAGCCUAAGUUGGGGUUCGAGGGUUCAUCGAGAAGAUAAAGAGGGGUAUCGAGACGACAUCAAGAGAGUAUCGAGGGGAGAUCAAGAGGGCGAAGUCUCUGCCUCGUCAGGUGUGUGUGUGGCUCGGAGCAUGGUGAGAGGCUGCGCUGGUUGCCAUGGAGCUACAGGAUAAGAAGCAGGUGAGUUGCCUAGCGCCAAACGACGUCAGCUGGAUCCCUGGAGUGGUGCUAAACAGGGAGGCUCCUUGGGAUGUGUGUGUAUCUCUGUGUGUGUGUGUGUGUGUGUGUGUGUGUACGUGCCUUUGUGUGUGUACGCGCUUGUGUGGGCUGACUGAUCCCCACAAACUGCCUUCUAGCUGCUCCUUCAAGGUUUUUGAUGUUGGUCAAGAAAUGUAGGCUAUUCAUGACACACAUUGAAAUGUAUGUUUUUGGUCUGGUGUUACAAAAGACUGUACUGUCAACUCAUUAUCAUGAGCUUGUACUUUAAAAGCAUUGAGCUGAAUGUUUAUAAGUUGACAAGUGUCAGAAACCACGUCGUCCAUUCAUUCUCACCUUCCUCAUUCUCACCCUCCUCCCUUUCUAUUUCCGGCGUGUGCUAUCAGUCAUCGUCAGGGUCAGUAAUGCUUGUUAAACAUAGAAGUGUAGGAGCAGAUGCAUUUCACAAUGAGCUACUGGGUCAACAACAGCCAGGCAUGGGAUAGGGUAGGGAAUGGAAAACUGCCAGCCAGUUUAUUCAACAGGUUCAAAGUAGAGCACCUCUCUCCACUUCUAUCUCUCUGGUCCCACAUACAGUAUGUGCUAUGGAUUAUGUAAUUAUUAGCUCUUUUUUUGACUUUGCUCAAGGAGAGGAGACGCACAUGGAUGUUCUAGAGACUCUGGAGGUAGAGUAGAAUCUUAAGUGCUUUUACUGUUUUGCUUUAGGCCUUUGCCUUUUGACUAUGCUGAAAUUAAUGGGACAUUGAUGAUGUCUUGUAUUGUAGUUUGAAAUGGGGGGGGAUUAUUGGAGAGGGUCUUCUGCGUGGGGAGCGACCAAUGGGUGGGUUUUCCUGUGGAUCACGCUUUUUAUUUUACAUCCAUGGGCUUAUCAACACUAAGUUACAUUUGAGAAAAACAAUUGCAACACUAGUUAUUCUCUCGUGGAAGUUGAAAGGCCUUAAUAUUCCUAUCAAGUGUUCCAGCUGUCUUGAUAUUCUAGCAAGAAACCAGAAGGACCCACAUAAAAUAGUGAACCAUUUGUACAAACUGGCUGUUUUUAACAGCCCCAAACAAAACUAAAGGUGUGAUCAUAAUGAUGCAUAAGAAACUCAAUCACCAUUCUUGGUAAAGGUGAAGACCCAAGAAGGCAGAAUCACUUUCCUUAAAUUUAUCCGUAAUGGAAAGAAAAUUGUGUUUAUUAAUGUGUAUGCUCCAAAUUCAUAUUAUCCUAUGUUUUUUGAUUCUCUGAACUGCAUAUUGUUAGAAUUAACUGAAUUCCAUCUGGUUAUUGGGAAAUAAAUUAAUGCCAUUCUGGACAUGCAGGACAAAUCUGAUAAGGUCAACUACAAUCCACAGGCAACCAAAGCUCUCCAACAUAUACUUUCUGAUUACAACCUCAUUGAUGCCUGGCUAGCGCAUAACCCUAAUGCAAAAGAUUACACUUUCUAUUCAAACAGGCACAAAAUAUUCUCCCGAAUCGAUUUCUCAUGAUCUAAUGUGACAUAUGAGCCUAUCUGAUCGCCAUGCGUAUUACUGCCAGACACGCAUUUCAGAACCUCCUAAAAGAGCCACAGGAUGGUUUCCUUACUUCAAAAUCAUACUUUCUGUGAACAAUUUGAAACUGAAUUGAAUUAAUUCAUAAUGAUUAACAAAAAUUCAGUCUGAUCCUUAGAUUUUAUGGGAUGCCAUUAAAUGUUUUAUUAAAAACAAUGCAACUGCAUUUGCAUCUGGGCUGAAUAAAUCACAAUUAAAGAAGGUAUCAGAAUUGGAAAAGUUGUUAACGACGUUAGCGCGUUCUCAACAAACACUUUUAUUCUGACCAGGUAGCGACUACACUCUUCAAAGUCAAGACAGAACAAAAUCUAUUUAUAAGAAAGAGCAGAGUUUGCCAUCCAUCGAAUUAGACUCAACCAUUACUUCCAUGGUAAUGGACACAGUCGUCUACUGGCUAACAAGCUUCGCAGUAAGGCUCAAUUAGCGGAUAUUACAACUAUUGAAUCUGAAUUGGUUGAAUUACUAUUAGAACCCAAAUUAAUCAACCAUAGAUUCUCCUGUUUCUAUAAAGAAUUGUACACCUUUGAUUGUAAAUCCACAACAAGCCAGAUUGAGUCCUUUUUAAAAAGAUAUAAGAACUCCUCUCAACUGGAAAUGUCAACGUUGUGAAAAGAGUGCCACAUGGUGGCGGUGGGGUUAUGGUAUGGGCAGGCAUAAGCUACGGACAACGAACACAAUUGCAUUUUAUCGAUGGCAAUUUGAAUGCACAGAAAUACUGUGACGAGAUUCUGAGGCCCAUUUUUUUAAAGGUAUCUGUGACCAACAGAUGCAUAUCUGUAUUCCCAGUCAUGUGAAAUCCUUUGAUAAGGGCCUAAUGAAUUUAUUUCAAUUGACUGAUUUCAUUUUACAUUUACAUUUUAGUCAUUUAGCAGACGCUCUUAUCCAGAGCGACUUACAGUUAGUGAGUGCAUACAUUUUUCAUACUGGGGAACGAACCCACAACCCUGGCGUUGCAAGCGCCAUGCUCUACCAACUGAGCUACAGGGGACCUGAAUUUCCUCAUAUGAACUGUAACUCAGUAAAAUCUUUUAAAUUGUUGUAUGUUGCGUUUAUAUUUUUGUUCAGUAUAUAUGUCAAGAUAAGCAAGCCCGGAUAACAUUUACAAACUUGCAAAGCGGGAAAGAUGUAGGAGGACUAGCCGUACCAAACGUUAAAUUGUAUUUCCAGGCACUAGCGUUUCAUCCCAUCCUAAAUUGGUUUAGACAUAUUUCUUCUGCCCCCUGUUUGAGUAUAGAGAGAAAUAUGGUGUCGCCUAUUGCCCUGGAAGAGGUGGUCUUCACUGAUAUAUCCUUUAAACAAUGUAAACUAUGCUUUGGUCCUAUUAUUGCUCACACAAUCUCUAUUUGGCGCAAAUUUGGAAAACAAUGUAACUGGGAAUCAAAAUGGCAUGCCCAUACUCAAAUAUUUCACAUUAUACAACGGGUGGUUUGGAAUUCCCAUUGUUAGUGCCUCUCCUGCCCAUGAUAUAUGAGACAACAUACUCAUGGCGACGUUCAUAUAAAGUGGCAUUGUUUAUGUCGUUACCUAGCAAAGCGCUACCACUACUACUUUUACAACUACUAACCGUAGCACCUGUAACUCGUCAUGGAUGAUUUUAAUAAUCACUGAUCUGGCUUUCAAGUCUUUUUUUGUUACAAAUUUAACCAGAACCAUGCACAAUACACAUCCACUAAAUGACCAACUUCUGGUAGAAGGCUGGUUAAAUUUGUAACAAAAAGGGCAUUUUCAUAGACAGACUUGAAAGCCAGAUCAGUGAUUAUUGCAAAAAAGCAGGUUAAACUAUUUUGAUAAAAUAAUUACUUUUAUUACUGGGUCUCAUGAUUGUGGAAGGCUUAUAUUUAGCUUAGGUAUAAUCUUACAAGCCCUGAAUUCAUUAGAUUAUUCCUGACUGUUUGAAAUGCUGUGUUUUAAACUUUAAUUGUGCAACAAAGCUUAUUUAGAGAGAACUUUCAAAAAAUCUCUCUAUAAAAAUCUCUCUCUCGAUUUUGCAGGUUUUCCUACUUACAAAGCAUGUAGAGGUCUGUAGUUUUUAUCAUAGGUACACUUCAACUGUGAGAGACGGAAUCUAAAACAAAAAUCCAGAAAAUCACAUUGUAUGAUUUUAAGUAAUUAAUUUGCAUUUUAUUGCAUGACAUAAGUAUUUGAUACAUCAGAAAAGCAGAACUUAAUAUUUGAUACAGAAACCUUUGUUUGCAAUUACAGAGAUCAUACGUUUCCUGUAGGUCUUGACCAGGUUUGCACACACUACAGCAGGGAUUUUGGCCCACUCCUCCAUACAGACCUUCUCCAGAUCCUUCAGGUUUCGGGGCUGUCACUGGGCAAUACGGACUUUCAGCUCCCUCCAAAGAUUUUCUAUUGGGUUCAGGUCUGGAGACUGGCUAGGCCACUCCAGGACCUUGAGAUGCUUCUUACGGAGCCACUCCUUAGUUGCCCUGGCUGUGUGUUUCGGGUUGUUGUCAUGCUGGAAGACCCAGCCACGACCCAUCUUCAAUGCUCUUACUGAGGGAAGGAGGUUGUUGGCCAAGAUCUCACGAUACAUGGCCCCAUCCAUCCUCCCCUCAAUACGGUGCAGUCGUCCUGUCCCCUUUGCAGAAAAGCAUCCCCAAAGAAUGAUGUUUCCACCUCCAUGCUUCACGGUUGGGAUGGUGUUCUUGGGGUUGUACUCAUCCUUCUUCUUCCUCCAAACACGGCAAGUGGAUUUUAGACCAAAAAGCUCUAUUUUUGUCUCAUCAGACCACAUGACCUCCUCCCAUUCCUCCUCUGGAUCAUCCAGAUGGUCAUUGGCAAACUUCAGACGGGCCUGGACAUGCGCUGGCUUGAGCAGGGGGACCUUGCGUUCGCUGCAGGAUUUUAAUCCAUGACGGCGUAGUGUGUUACUAAUGGUUUUCUUUGAGACUGUGGUCCCAGCUCUCUUCAGGUCAUUGACCAGGUCCUACCGUGUAGUUCUGGGCUGAUCCCUCACCUUCCACAUGAUCAUUGAUGCCCUACGAGGUGAGAUCUUGCAUGGAGCCCCAGACCGAGGGUGAUUGACCGUCAUCUUGAACUUCUUCAAUUUUCUAAUAAUUGCGCCAACAGUUGUUGCCUUCUCACCAAGCUGCUUGCCUAUUGUCCUGUAGCCCAUCCCAGGCUUGUGCAGGUCUACAAUUGUAUCCCUGAUGUCCUUACACAGCUCUCUGGUCUUGGCCAUUGUGGAGAGGUUGGAGUCUGUUUGAUUGAGUGUGUGGACAGGUGUCUUUUAUAUAGGUAACGAGUUCAAACAGGUGCAGUUAAUACAGGUAAUGAGUGGAGAACAGGAGGGCUUCUUAAAUAAAAACUAACAGGUCUGUGAGAGCCAGAAUUCUUACUGGUUGGUAGGUGAUCAAAUACUUAUGUCAUGCAAUAAAAUGCAAAUUAAUCAUUAAAAAAUCAUACAAUGUGAUUUUCUGGAUUUUUGUUUUAUAUUCCGUCUCUCACAGUUGAAGUGUACCUAUGAUAAAAAUUACAGACCUCUACAUGCUUUGUAAGUAGGAAAACCUGCAAAAUCGGCAGUGUAUCAAAUACUUGUUCUCCCCACUGUAUAUACACUACCAGUCAAAAGUUUGGACACACCUACUCAUUCAAGGGUUUUUCUUUAUUUUGACUUUUUUACAUUGUAGAAUAAUUGUGAAGACAUCAAAACUAUGAAAUAACACACAUGGAAUCAUGUAGUAACCAAAAAAGUGUAUUUGAGAUUCUUCAAAUAGCCACCCUUUGCCUUGAUGACAGUUUUGCACACUCUUGGCAUUCUCUCAACCAGCUUCACCUGGAAUGCUUUUCCAACGGUCUUGAAGGAGAUCCCACAUAUGCUGAGCACUUGUUGGCUGCUUUUCCUUCACUCUGCGGUCCGACUCAUCCCAAACCAUCUCAAUUGCGUUGAGGUCUGGGGAUUGUGGAGGCCAGGUCAUCUGAUGCAGCACUCCAUCACUCUCCUUCUUGGUAAAAUAGCCCUUACACAGCCUGGAGGUGUGUUGGUUCAUUGUCCUGUUGAUAAACAAAUGAUAGUCCCACUAAGCCCAAACCAGAUGGGAUGGCGUAUCGCUGCAGAAUGCUGUGGUAGCCAUGCUGGUUGAGUGUGCCUUGAAUUCUAAAUAAAUCACAGACAGUGUCACCAGCAAAGCACCCCAACACCAUAACAUCUCCUCCUCCAUGCUUUACGGUGGGAAAUACACAUGCGGAGAUCGUCCAUUCACCCACACCGCGUCUCACAAAGACACGGCGGUUGGAACCAAUACUCUCCAAUUUGGACUCCAGACCAAAGGACACAUUUCCACCGGUCUAAUGUCCAUUGCUCGUGUUUCUUGUCACAAGCAAGUCUCUUCUUCUUAUUGGUAUCCUUUAGUAGUGGUUUCUUUGCAGCAAUUCGACCAUGAAGGCCUGAUUCACACAGUCUCCUCUGAGCAGUUGAUGUUGAGAUGUCUGUUACUUGAACUCUGUGAAGCAUUUAUUUGGUCUGCAAUUUCUGAGGCUGGUAACUCUAAUGAACUUUUCCUCUGGGUAACGCCAUUCCUGUGGCGGUCCUCAUGAGAGCCAGUUUCAUCAUAGCGCUUGAUGGUUUUUGCGACUGCACUUGAAGAAACGUUCAAAGUUCUUGAAAUGUUCCGUAUUGACUGACCUUCAUAUCUUAAAGUAAUGAUGGACUGUCGUUUCUCUUUGCUUAUUUGAGAUACGCUUCAAUGCACUAAAAUUUGUUGCAUAAACACAUUCAUUUUCCAUUCUAAACUAGAAUCUGCUGCUGAUGAAGCUGCAAUAUGUAACUUUUUGGGUGACCCGACCAAAUUCACAAUAAAAUGUGAGUUAUAGAUUUGUCAUUCUCAUUGAAUGCAAAUAUAAGAAGCAGUAGAUCUGUCCUAUGUGUGCUAUUUCUAUGUUUCCAGUUCUUACUUUUCGUUUUUGCGUCUUUUGGUUUUGUACACCCGCUUUAAACAGCUAAAAAUACAAUAUUUUUUGUUAUUGAAAAUAUAUUUCACAUCCAUUUAGAUGGUACAAUUAUUCUCUACACUAUACUUGCUUGAAAUUAGGCGAUCUAUUCGAAUUUUAGCAAUCUUUAAGCUUAGGGUUAGGUUUUUUGAAUGGAAAUAAAUGUUCCCCACGAGGAUAGAAAAACAAGAGUCAAAUUUUAUUUAUCACAUGCUUCGUAAACAACAGGUGUAGACUAACAGUGAAAUGCUUACUUCCCACCAAUUCAGAGAGGAAAAAAAGAGAAAUAAUAGAACAUUUGAAAAAUAAUAACACAAGGAAUAAAUACACAAUGAGUAACGAUAACUUGGCUAUAUACAUGGAUUAAAUAACAUUUUGUCUCAUCAAUCUACACACAAUACCACAUAAUGACAAAGCGAAAACAGGUUUUAAGAAAUGUUUGCAAAUUUAUUACAAAUAAAAAACAGAAAUACCUCAUUUACAAGUAUUCAGACCCUUUGCUAUGAGACUAGAAAUGGAGCUCAGGUGCAUCCUGUUUCCAUUGAUCAUCCUUGAGAUGUUUCUACAACUUGAUAGGAGUCCACCUGUGGUAAAUUCAAUUGAUUGGACAUGAUUUGGAAAGGCACACACUUGUCUAUAUAAGGUCCCACAGUUGACAGUGCAUGUCAGAGCUAAAACCAAGCCAUGAGGUCGAAGGAAUUGUCCGUAAAACUCAGAGACAGGAUUGUGCCGAGGCACAGAUCUGGGAAAGGGUACCAAAAAAUGUCUGCAGCAUUGAAGGUCCCCAAGAACAUAGUGGCCUCCAUCAUUCUUAAAUGGAAGAAGUUUGGAACCAACAAGAGCUGGUCACCCGGCCAAACUGAGCCAUCGGGGGAGAAGGGCCUUGGUCAGGGAGGUGACCAAGAACCCGAAGGUCACUCUGACAGAGCUCCAGAGUUCCUCUGUGGAGAUGGGAGAACCUUCCAGAAGGACAACCAUCUCUGCAGCACUCCACCAAUCAGGCCUUUAGUAAAAGGCACAUGACAGCCCGCUUGGAGUUGACAGCCCGCUGACUGUGAGAAACAAGAUUCUCUGGUCUGACAAACCAAGAUUGCACUCUUUGGCCUAAAUGCCAAGCGUCACGUCUGGAGGAAACCUGCCACCAUCCCUACCUUUAUUUAACUAGGCAAGUCAGUUAAGAACAAAUUCUUAUUUACAAUGAUGGCCUACACCGGCCAAACCCGGACGACACUGGGCCAAUUGUGCGCCGCCCUAUGGGACUCCCAAUCACGGCCCGUUGUGAUACAGCCUGGAAUCGAACCAAGGGGUCUGUAGUGACGCCUCAAGCACUGAGAUGCAGUGCCUUAGACCGCUGCCCCACUCAGGAGCCCUACGGUGAAGUGUGGUGGCAGCAUCAUGCUGUGGGGAUGUUUUUCAGCGGCAGGGACUGGGAGACUAGUCAGGAUCAAGAGAAAGAUGAAUGGAGAAAAGUACAGAGAGAUCCUUGACGAAAACCUGCUCCAGAGUGCUCAGGACCUCAGACUGGGGCGAAGGUUCACCUUCUAACAGGACAACGACCCUAAGCACAUAGCCAAGACAACGCAGGAGUGGCUUCAGGACAAGUCUCUGAAUGUCCUUGAGUGGCCCAGCCAGAGCCCGUACUUGAACCCGAUCGAACAUCUCUGGAGAGACCUGAAAAUGGCUGUGCAGCAUUGCUCCCCAUCCAACCUGACAGAGCUUGAGAGGAUCUGCAGAGAAGAAAUGGAGAAACUCCCCAUAUACAGUCAUGUAUUUGUGUCAUUCUCAAAAAUGUUGACCACAUUUUCACAAAGUCUGCUGCCUCAGUUUUGAUUAUGGCAAUUUGCAUAUACUCCAGAAUGUCAUGAAGAGUGAUCAGAUGAAUUGCAAUUAAUUGCAAAGUCCCUCUUUGCCACAUCAUGUCAGUGAUUCUCUCGUUAAUACAGGUGAGUGUUGACGAGGACAAGGCUGGAUAUCACUCUGUCAUGCUAAUUGAGUUAGAAUAACAGACUGGAAGCUUUAAAAGGAGGGUGGUGCUUGAAAUCGUUGUUCUUCCUCUGUUAAUCAUGGUUACCUUCAAGGAAACACGUGCAGUCAUCAUUGCUUUGCACAAAAAGGGCUUCACAGGCAAGGAUAUUGCUGCUAGUAAGAUUUCACCUAAAUCAACCAUUUAUCGGAUCAUCAAGAACUUCAAGGAGAGAGGUUCAAUUGUUGUGAAGGCGGCGUCAGGGCGCCCAAGAAAGUCCAGCAAGCGCCAGGACCGUCUCCUAAAGUUGAUUCAGCUGCGGGAUCGGGGCACCACCAGUGCAGAGCUUGCUCAGUUAAGGCAGCAGGCAGGUGCGAGUGCAUCUGCACGCACAGUGAGGCGAAGACUUUUGGAGGAUGGCCUAGUGUCAAGAAGGGCAGCAAAGAAGCCACUUCUCUCCAGGAAAAACAUCAGGGACAGACUGAUAUUCUGCAAAAGGUACAGGGAUUGGACUGCUGAGGACUGGGGUAAAGUCAUUUUCUCUGAUGAAUCCCCUUUCCGAUUGUUUGGGGCAUCCGGAAAACACCUUGUCCGGAGAAGACCAGGUGAGCGCUACCAUCAGUCCUGUGUCAUGCCAACAGUAAAGCAUCAUGAGACCAUUUAUGUGUGGGGUUGCUUCUCAGCCAAGGGAGUGGGCUCACUGCCUAAGAACACAGCCAUGAAUAAAGAAUGGUAGCAACACAUCCUCAGAGCAACUUCUCCCAUCCAUCCAAGAACAGUUUGGUGACGAACAAUGCCUUUUCCAGCAUGAUGGAGCACCUUGCCAUAAGGCAAAAGUGAUAACUAAGUGGCUCUGUCAACAAAACGUCGACGUUUUGGGUCCAAGGCCAGGAAACUCCCCAGACCUUUAUCCCAUUGAGAACUUGUGGUCGAUCCUCAAGAGGCGGGUGGACAAACAAAAAUCCACAAAUUCUGACACUCCAAGCAUUUAUUAUGCAAGAAUGGGUUGCCAUCAGUCAGGAUGUGGCCCAGAAGUUAAUUGACUGCAUGCCAGGGCGGAUUGCAGAGGUCUUGAAAAAGAAGGGUCAACACUGCAAAUAUUGACUCUUUGCAUAAACGUAAUGUAAUUGUCAAUAAAAGCCUUUGACACUUAUGGAAUGCUUGUAAUUAUACUUCAGUAUACCAUAGUAACAUCUGACAAAAAUAUCUCAUAACACUGAAGCAGCGAACUUUGUGAAGACAAAUACUUGUCAUUCUCAAAACUUUUGACCACGACUAUACAGGUGUGCCAGGCUUGUAGCGUCAUCCCCAUGAAGACUCGAGGCUGUAAUCGCUGCCAAAGGUGCUUCAACAAAGUACUAAGUAAAGGGUCUGAAUGCUUAUGUAGAUGUGAUAUUUCUAAAAUGUUCUAAAAUCAGUUUUUGCUUUGUAAUGAUGUGGUAUUGUGUGUAGGUUGAUGAGGGAAAAAUACAAUUUAAUACAUUUUAGAAUAUGGCUGUAACGUAAAAAAAUGUGGAAAAAGUCAAGGGGUCUGAAUACUUUCCAAAUGCACUGUAUAUUGAAAAACCAAAGCCUGUAACACACUUUAAACUUCAAAUUUCUCUAGGAGGGCCCUAUAGGUUGUUUAUCGUAAUGAACGAUAUUAGCAAAAUGUCAACGUUAAGUGGUUGGUUAGGCCAGUGUCGAUAAUUUUCUGUUUAUUGUCCCAGCUCUAUAUCAAGGUGUGGAUACCAAACGUUUUUUUCAAUUUCAACUUAUUUUAGAAGAAAUUAGGAAUUAUUUAAGAAAAGGGCCAGGGUGCCAAUAUAUUUGGCCACAGCUGUAUGUUCUAAAUUAUAUACUCUGUGUUUGACUCUAGUGUUUCUGUGGGUGUAUUCACACUGUUCUACUCUCUUCACCUCUCUGGAUCAGAACCAAAGUUCACGGAGGUCUCUCUGUCUCUCUCAUCACUAUCCCUCCACUGCUGCAGAAUGGGUUGUAUUAUGUGCUGUGUUGGCUGGAACGGAACAAAGCACAACCCUGGAUGGGCCAGUUUCUCUCUCUCUCUCUCGCUCUCUCUCUCUCUCUCUCUCUCUCUCUCUCUCUCUCUCUCUCUCUCUCUCUCUCUCUCUCUCUCUCUCUCUCUCUCUCUCUCUCUCUGUCUCUGUCUCUCCUGCAUCUCCUUUUUCCUCUUGCCGACCAUGCACUCUUUAUGUCUUCUGUUCUUUCAGCUUUCAUCUGUCUCCCCUCUCUUUUUCUCUGGACCAGGGUUCAGUGAGGACACUCGCUCCCCUCCCCUUCUCUCUGUCUCUCUCAUUCCCUCUGUUGGCAGACCUGGCUUGAUCACUCUCCUGUAUCAGCAGUAUCAUCUAGCCAGCCACUCCACAGACAGCGGGACAUUCAGCCAGAACAGUCUAUCCGGCACUCUGUGUUGGGCUGGGGUAGAGCUGGGCUAGGCAGAGAAAAGAGACAGGCUAGCAAGGCAUGAGGAUGCAGAAGCAGUGUCACCCAGGCUCUAACGUCAGUCCCCUGGGUGCACUUUCUCUCCGGUCAUCAGACACUCUCCCUCCCUGCAGAUCCUUUCUUUUCUCUCCAUCUCUCCUCACACACACACUUUCCGCACCUGGAUACAAUAUUAAUAUUUUCUGCAGAUCGAUGACAGGUUCACAGAGUAGACAACAGUAAGAGAAAGUGAGAAAGAAAAGGAACAAUUAUAUCAUGGUCCUGGAUCUGGAGCUGAGAACUUGGUUCCGGAAGAGGGGGAUAGUAAGUAAGAAGUCCUAAUGGGGAUGAAAGCUCCGUAGAGUUGAUGGGUGGGGAAGAGCAAUGAGGGGGAAAGUGUGUGUGUUUGGUUAAUCCAGGUCAAUUUGCAGGUGGGCGUAUUGUUUGUAGGUGCUUGGCUUAAAACAGGGUUUUGCGCAGGGUGCGUUUGUGUGUUUAUCCAUGUCUGGAGGGUUUUCUGCAGGCUUUCUUACUCUGGAGAAUUGUCAGUUAUUUAUAGCUGUGUGGAUGUGGAGCUUAAAAACCGCUGAGAUGAAAUUGUGUGUGUGUAUGGAGUGGGGGAGUGUGGGAAAAGAUUGGGUUCCCACUGACAUUAGAUAUGGUAGUUUCUCUGCAGUUUGCAUCACUUCCGUUGUGCAUAGAUGAAUUAUGAAACGUAUAUAGCAUAACAUAAUCUCUGUGGAUUAUCUUCAUUAAAAUCAUAAAACCAAACAAUCCUAUUGGCAGCAGUGAGUUUAGCUCCUUAGUGAUAAUACAAUUCAGUUUAGCUUAUUAACGAUUUAACAAACAAGAAUCUAUGAGAUUUGCUUAUUAAAACCAUAUAACAGAAGGGCAGAAAACCUUGGGGCAACAAAUGUGAACAAGGGGUAAUGGUUGAUUAUGCACAUCUGUUAUUUUAUUUUCUGUAAGGUGUGGGUGCCAGUGCAUAAGGCAAAGCAGCUAGCAAGGUACUGCUCUGUGUCAGCUGUCAUGGGCAGCCUAGCUAUAUGGAGAAGGUGCUUUUUGUAUCCAGUGUACAUGAAUCUGUGACCUAUUGAAAUGUUUGAAUCCUUCUUGACUGUAAUAUGAUUUCAUAGUAGAUAUGUGUGUCUGUGCCUGUGUGUUUCAGGAGGAGGGGGUGGGGACCCUGGGCUUGUCCACUGGUCAGGCUCUGGGGACACUGAGGGACCAGCUCACCACCCUACUUGACCAGCACCAGACCACAGGCCAUGGCAAACGACCCACUGCACAUGUAGGUACCACCACACGGACACAUACACACAGACGCACGCGCUCACAACACACGUUUGUUUUUCUGUCCUUGUGGGGACCAAACAAUUGAUUCCCAUUCAAAAUCCUAUUUUACCUAACCUUAACCCCAAACCCCUAAACCUAACCCUAAUUGUAAACCUAACCUCUAAGCCUAAAAUAGCCUUCUUCCUUGUGGGGACCGGCGAAAUGUCCCCACUUCUUGUUUUACUAUCCUUGUGAGGACUUCUGGUCCCCACAAGGAUAGUAUAACCAAAAACAGACACACACGUAUUGAGAUGUGUCAAACACAUGUUUUGUUUGUUGAUGUUAUUAUAGGAGCAGUGGGUGAAGAGCUUCCUUCACCAUGGCAACCGACACUCCUGUCUCCAUUGGCCAGGAGCUGCCCUUACACUGCUGGUGGUGGUGGGACUUCUCUGUUGUUAUGGCGACCAGCCGCACGGCAGGUGUGUUUGACUGUGUGUGUGUGUGUGUGUGUGAAUUAGGGCUGUGAUGGUCAUGGAAUUUUGGAUGAUAGUUAUUGGCCAUGCAAAUUACUACAGUCACCGUAAUAACCAUUCAAAUAGCAAACAAAUAUUUUUUGGGUAACGCUUUACGUGAAACCCAGUGUCAUAACACGUUAUGACAUGGUCAUAACCCUGUCAUGACCCAUAUACAGUGCAUUCGGAAAGUAUUCAGACCACUUCACUUUUUCCACAUUUUGUUACUUUACAGCCUUAUUCUAAAAUGGAUGAAAUAGUUGUUUUCCUCAUUAAUCUACACACAAUACCCCAUAAUGACAAAGCAAAAUUAUUUUUUGUGUGUGCUAAUUUAUCAAAAUAAAUGGAAAUAUUAAAUGUACAUAGUUAUUCAGACCCUUUACUCAGUACUUUGUUGAAGCACCUUUGGCAGCGAUUACAGCCUUGACUCUUCUUGGGUAUGACGCUACAAGCUUGGCACACCUGUAUUUGGGGAGUUCCUCCCAUUCUUCUCUGCAGAUCCUCUCAAGCUCUGUCAGGUUGGAUGGGGAGGAUCGCUGCACAGCUAUUUUCAGGUCUCUCCAGAGAUGUUCGAUCAGGCUCUGACUGGGUCACUCAAGGACAUUCAGAGACUUGUCCCGAAGCCACUCCUGCGUUGUCUUGGCUGUGUGCUUAGGGUUAUUGUCCUGUUGGAAGUUGAACCUUCGCCCCAGUCUGAGGUCCUGAGCGCUCUGGAGCAGGUUUUCAUCAAGGAUCUCUCUGUACUUUGCUCGGUUCAUCUUUCCCUCGAUCAUGACUAGUCUCCCAGUCCCUGCUGCUGAAAAACAUCCCCACAGCAUGAUGCUGCCACCACCAAUGCUUCACCGUAGAGAUGGUAUUGGCCAGGUGAUGAGCGGUGCCUGGUUUCCUCCAUACCUGACGCUUGGCAUUCAGGCCAAAGAGUUCAAUCUUGGUUUCAUCAGACCAGAGAAUCUUAUUUAUCAUGGUCUGAGAGUCCUUUAGGUGCCUUUUGGCAAAUGCCAAGCGGGCUGUCAUGUGCCUUUUACUGAGGAGUGGCUUCCGUCUGGCCACUCUACCAUAAAGGCCUGAUUUGGUGGAGUGCUGCAGAGAUGGUUGUCCUUUUGGAAGGUUCUUCCAUCUCUACAGAGGAACUCUGGAGCUCUGUCAGAGUGACCAUUUAGGUUCUUGGUUACCUCCCUGACCAAUGCCCUUCUCCCCUGACUGCUCAGUUUGACCGGGCGGCCAGCUCUAGGAAGAGUCUUGGUGGUUUCAAACUUCUUCCAUUUAAGAAUGAUGGAGGCCGCUGUGUUCUUGGGGACCUUCAAUGCUGCAGAAAUGUUUUGGUACCCUUCCCCAGAUCUGUGCCUCGACACAAUCCUGUCUCGGAGCUCUAUGGACAAUUCCUUCGACAUCAUGGCUUGGUUUUUGCUCUGACAUGCACUGUCAACUGUGGCACCUUAUAUAGACAGGUGUGUGCCUUUCCAAAUCAUGGAAAUCAUGUCCCCUACCCAUGGGGCGGCGCACAAUUGGCCCAGCGUCGUCCAGGGUAGGGGAGGGAAUGGCUGGCAGGGAUGUAGCUCAGUUGGUAGAGCAUGGCGUUUGCAACGUCAGGGUUGUGGGUUCGAUUCCCACGGGGGGCCGGUAUGAAAAAUAAAAUAAUGUAUGCACUCACUAACUAUAAGUCUCUCUGGAUAAGAGCGUCUGCUAAAUGACUAAAAUUUUAAAAUGUCCAAUCAAUUAAAUGUACCACAGGUGGACUCCUAUCAAGUUGUAGAAACAUCUCAAGGAUGAUCAAUGGAAGCAGGAUGCACCUGAGCUCAAUUUCGAGUCUCAUAGAAAAGGGUCUGAAACUUAUGUAAAUAAGGUAUUUCUGUUUUUGUUUUUUUAUAAAUUGAAAAAAAAUUCUUAACCUGUUUUUCCAUUAUGGGGUAUUGUGUGUAGAUUGAUGAGGAGAAUUAUUAAUUUAAUCAAUUUUAGAAUAAGGCUGUAACGUAACAAAAUGUGGAAAAAGUGAAUACUUUCCAAAUGCACUGUAUUUACACCUGUUGUGUUAUUUUAUGUCUGGCCAUGAGACCUACAUAAGAGUGUUUAAACCCAAAUGUAUUCAAAUUAAUUUUUCCCUGCCAAGAAGUUUCCUUUCAUUUGAAAGUUUGUUUCUUAAAUCCUUUGUUGUUGUAAUGAAUUCUUUACAGUCAUGUUUUUUAAAAUCAUAUUUUAAAUAACUUGUAGAAAAUACACUUUAUGACACAUGACUAUCCUGUGUCUCUUUACUUGGACUUAGAAAAUACACUUUAUGACACUGUCAAGAAGCAUUAUAACCAUCAUAGUAAUAUACAGUGGGGGAAAAAAGUAUUUAGUCAGCCACCAAUUGUGCAAGUUCUCCCACUUAAAAAGAUGAGAGAGGCCUGUAAUUUUCAUCAUAGGUACACGUCAACUAUGACAGACAAAUAGAGAUUUUUUUUUCUCCAGAAAAUCACAUUGUAGGAUUUUUAAUGAAUUUAUUUGCAAAUUAUUGUGGAAAAUAAGUAUUUGGUCACCUACAAACAAGCAAGAUUUCUGGCUCUCACAGACCUGUAACUUCUUCUUUAAGAGGCUCCUCUGUCCUCCACUCGUUACCUGUAUUAAUGGCACCUGUUUGAACUUGUUAUCAGUAUAAAAGACACCUGUCCACAACCUCAAACAGUCACACUCCAAACUCCACUAUGGCCAAGACCAAAGAGCUGUCAAAGGACACCAGAAACAAAAUUGUAGACCUGCACCAGGCUGGGAAGACUGAAUCUGCAAUAGGUAAGCAGCUUGGUUUGAAGAAAUCAACUCUGGGAGCAAUUAUUAGGAAAUGGAAGACAUACAAGACCACUGAUAAUCUCCCUCGAUCUGGGGCCCCACGCAAGAUCUCACCCUGUGGGGUCAAAAUGAUCACAAGAACGGUGAGCAAAAAUCCCAGAACCACACGGGGGACCUAGUGAAUGACCUGUAGAGAGCUGGGACCAAAGUAACAAAGCCUACCAUCAGUAACACACUACGCCGCCAGGGACUCAAAUCCUGCAGUGCCAGAUGUGUCCCCCUGCUUAAGCCAGUACAUGUCCAGGCCCGUCUGAAGUUUGCUAGAGUGCAUUUGGAUGAUCCAGAAGAGGAUUGGGAGAAUGUCAUAUGGUCAGAUGAAACCAAAAUAUAACUUUUUGGUAAAAACUCAACUCGUCGUGUUUGGAGGACAAAGAAUGCUGAGUUGCAUCCAAAGAACACCAUAACUACUGUGAAGCAUGGGGGUGGAAACAUCAUGCUUUGGGGCUGUUUUUCUGCAAAGGGACCAGGACGACUGAUCCGUGUAAAGGAAAGAAUGAAUGGGGCCAUGUAUCGUGAGAUUUUGAGUGAAAACCUCCUUCCAUCAGCAAGGGCAUUGAAGAUGAAACGUGGCUGGGUCUUUCAGCAUGACAAUGAUCCCAAACACACCGCCCGGGCAACGAAGGAGUGGCUUCGUAAGAAGCAUUUCAAGGUCCUGGAGUGGCUAGCCAGUCUCCAGAUCUCAACCCCAUAGAACAUCUUUGGAGGGAGUUGAAAGUCCGUGUUGCCCAGCGACAGCCCCAAUACAUUUUUUUUUAUUUAUGUAAUUAUUUUUUUAUUUUAAAUUUUUUUAAAUUUUUUUUAAUUUUUAUUUUUAUUUUUUUUUGUCAUUUAGCAGACACUCUUAUCCAGAGCGACUUACAGGAGCAAUUAGGGUUAAGUGCCUUGCUCAAGGGCACAUCGACAGAUUUUUCACCUAGUCGGCUCGGGGAUUAGAACCAGCGACCUUUCGGUUACUGGCACAACGCUCUUACCCACUAAGCUACCUGCCGCCCUAUACAUCACUGCUCUAGAGGAGAUCUGCAUGGAGGAAUGGGCCAAAAUACCAGCAACAGUGUGUGAAAACCUUGUGAAGACUUACAGAAAACGUUUGACCUGUGUCAUUGCCAACAAAGGGUAUAUAACAAAGUAUUGAGAAACUUUUGUUAUUGACCAAAUACUUAUUUUCCACCAUAAUUUGCAAAUAAAUUCAUUAAAAAUCCUACAAUGUGAUUUUCUGGAUUUUUUUCCUCAUUUUGUCUGUCAUAGUUGACGUGUACCUAUGAUGAAAAUUACAGGCCUCUCUCAUCUUUUUAAGUGGGAGAACUUGCACAAUUGGUGGCUGACUAAAUACUUUUUUCCCCCACUGUAUGCCAGAUAGGCCUAUCACGUACAUGCCCUUAUAUCAGUCAUCAGUCAAAAAGAGGGUGUCUUGUCCUGCUCCUGAAAUCUGCUCCUGCAUUCAUCCCAGUCAUUAGCAACAGAGCACUGGGGUAGGUACAUGUCUGACAUCAAUGUGUGCGUAAUUAAAAUGAAAAUGUAAUAUGGUCAAUAAAAAUAGACAGGUAGGCUAUGGUGUAAUGGAAUGUUUUGCCUUGUUUUGUGGAUUUUGACACUCUUACGUAGGUGUCAUAACAAGCCAUAAAAUAACUACCGUGGUAGGUUUUGUGGGGGUUUACACUCUUAUGUAGGUGUCAUAACUAGCCAUAAAAUAACGCAAUAUAUGCCACAACAGGUCUGAAUAUGUGUCAUGACAGUGUUAUGACAAUAUUAUCACAGGUAAUGUCAGCAGUUAUGACCGUUAUGACGCUGGGUGUCAAGGAAAGUGUCACCCUUUUUUUUUUUUAAGACACAUUUUCUCCUCUCCUCCGCUCAUGAUUGCAUGUGCUGCCAUAGAAAUAGAACUGGCAUCCCCAUUCAAGUCAAUGAUAGCAUAAUGUGUGGACUGGUGGCCAUUGCCGAGUGUACCCGUGGGAGCAAAGCAGGAAGUAAAAGCAAGAAGUGUACUAAUGCGAUGCUCCUCUAUGUGCUGUGAUUUGUUGAUUUCAACUGGAUUUACAAAAAAUACAUUCCAUUGCAUGAGCCACAUCAGUUAACAUCAUUUGAAUGAACAUUCUACAUUACCAUGGAAAUUAUUGCAUCAAAGUACCAGGCAGCCAUUGCGAGUGUAUCCAUGAGUUUACCAGUCAAAUUGCCAGGGUUAGAGGUUCCAUGCCCGUUCUAUUCAUUAUUUUUGAUGUGUGCUGCUGCUGAAGGGAGAGGGGCGUUGCCUAGAACAGUGUUUCCCAACUCCGGUCCUCGAGUACCCAUAACUACACACACAUUUAUUGUAGCCUCGGACAAAAACACCUGAUUCAACUUGUCAAGGGCUUGAUGAUUAGUUGACGAGUAGAAUCAGGUGUGCUUGUCCACAACAAAAAGAUGUACUGUUAUGGGUACUCGAGGACCGGAGUUGGGAAACACUGGCCUAGGCAACCGAAGACUCGUUUGCUACAACACAGAGCAGCAAAGUUCAGCAAGGAGCAACAAAGUUUCAUCACAUUGUUAAGAGUCCAUGUUUCCGCAGAUACCGACUCAACCUCACGAAUGCCUGGCGGUCCCGUCUUCAGUCAGCUGUUCAUUCUAUUUUCAGGAUGUUCUUCAUCCAUAACCGUCGGUUACACGGUUAUAGGGCAGUUGGGCCAGCCUUAGUGUUUAUUAGUUACACUGCUCCUCUGUAACUUCAACCCAAAUAUUCCUGUCAGAGAUACCUCAAGGUGAACUAAGGUUGUGAAACACAGGAAGACAAAACAGUGAGUGAAAAUUGACAUAUCGUCCUCUUCUCUCCAGUUCUGGGAUAGAGUUGGUGAACGCUGCGGCCCUCCUCCUGCUCUUCACGCUGAGCUUCAUGCUGAUUGGUCGACAGCAGAGGCUGAGGAAGACUGAGAUGGUGCACCGGCUCAACAGCAUCAUCAAUCAGCUCAACGGUGAACGGAAGAGUGGAGAGGGGGAUGGAGGAAGAAGGAGAGGGGGAGGAGAUAGGGAGGAGAAGAGUUGACAUUAGGACAGUUGGAGAUUUAAAUGGAGGGAAAACAUUGAGAAAUUAACACUACUUUACUUGAGGUUGGCAUGUUUCCACCAUUUUUGUUUUGUGAUCCUAUCUUUUAAUUUACCCUCCGCACUCUCCCUCCUCCAGACUACCUGUCGGGCUGGGCGGAUUUGGGUGAUGGGGUGAGGUGGUCUCCCUCCCUCUACCCUGACCUGUACACCCCCUCCUCCCCCUCCUGGUCGCUCCACUGGACCUACCGCGACUCCAAGCUGGUCAACCUGCCUGUGUCCCUACUGGUGGAGGGAGACGUCAUAGCACUACGUCCAGGAAAGGAGGCCUUCGCUUCCCUCAGAGGCAUCAAGGUAUGGAGAGAGGGGUGAAGAGAAUGGGAAAAGAGGGAUGGAGGGAGGAGAGGACGGGUAGAGGGAGACAUCAUAGCACUGAGACCGGGACAGGAGGGCAUUGCUUUCCUCAGAGGCAUCAGUCAUUUUUUUCUCCUGGCUCAAGGUAGAAGAGAUUGACUUCAUCACUACUUGUAUUUGUGAGAGGUAUUGACAUUUUGAAUGCACCGAGCGGUCUGUUUAAACUACUAGCACACAGCUCGGACUCCCAUGCAUACCUCACAAGAAAUGCCACCGGAGGACUCGUCACAGUCCCCAAGUCCAGCACAGUACUAGAUAGAACCAUGACUACAUGGAACUAUAUUCCACAUCAGGUAACUCAUGCAAGCAGUAAAAUUAGAUUUGAAAAACCCCAGAUAAAAAUACACCUUAUGGAACAGGGGGGACUGUGAAGAGAGACACAGGCACAGACGCAUGCGUACACAAACACAUGAUAACAUACGCACUAUACACACACGUACACAUGGAUUUUGUAUUGUAGAUAUGUGGUAGACGAGUAGUGGCCUGAGGGCACACACUUAAUGUGUUGUGAAAUGUAUUGUAAUGUUUUUAAAAUUGUGUAACUGCCUUAACUUUGCUGGAUCCCAGGAAGAGUAGCUGCUGCCUUGGCGAUCCAUAAUAAAUACAAAUACAAAAUCAAGGUACGGCGAGAGGAUGAGGUAUGUGUACACUACCGUUCAAAAGUUGGGGGUCACAUAGAAAUGUCCUUGUUUUCGAAAGAAAAGCAAUUUUUCUGUCCAUUAAAAUAGCAUCACAUUUAUCAGAAAUACAGUGUAGACAUUGUUAAUGUUGUAAAUGGCUAUUGUAGCUGGAAACGGCAGAUUUUUAAUGGAAUAUCUACAUAGGCGUACAGAGGCCCAUUAUCGGCAACCAUCAGUCCUGUGUUCCAAUGGCACGUUGUGUUUGCUAAUCCAAGUUUAUCAUUUUAAAACGCUAAUUGAUCAUUAAAAAACCCUUUUGCGAUUGUGAUAGCACAGCUGAAAACUGUUGUGCUGAUUUUAAAGAAGCAAUAAAACUGGCCUUCUUGAGACUAGUUGAGUAUCUGGAGCAUCAGCAAUUGUGGGUUCGAUUACAGGAUAGUACCCGCAAAACAGAAGUCUCAACGUCAACAGUGAAGAGGCGACUCCGGGAUGCUGACCUAGGCAGAGUUGCAAAGAAAAAGCCAUAUCCCAGACUGGCCAAUAAAAGAUUAAGAUUGGCAAAAGAACACAGACACUGGACUUUUUCUUUGCAAAUCUGCCUAUGUCAGCAUCCCGGAGUCGUCUCUUCACUGUUGACGUUGAGACUGGUGUUUUGCGGGUACUAUUUAAUGAAGCUGCCAGUUAAGGACCUGUGAGGCAUCUUUUUCUCAAACUAGACACUCUAAUGUAUUUGUCCUCUUGCUCAGUUGUGCACCGGGGCCGCCCACUCCUCUUUCUAUUCUGGUUAGAGCCAGUUUGCGCUGUUCUGUGAAGGGAGUAGUACACAGCCUUGUACGAGAUCUUCAGUUUCUUGGCAAUUUCUCGCAUGGAAUAGCCUUCAUUUCUCAGAACAAUAAUAGACUGACGAGUUUCAGAAGAAAGUUAUUUGUUUCUGGCCAUUUCGAUCCUGUAAUCGAACCCACAAUUGCUGAUGCUCCAGAUACUCAACUAGUCUCAAGAAGGCCAGUUUUAUUGCCUCUUUAAUCAGCACAACAGUUUUCAGCUGUGCUAACAUAAUUGCAAAAGGGUUUUCUAAUGAUCAAUUAGCCUUUUAAAAUGAUAAACUUGGAAAUGUCUAUGUGACCCCAAACCUUUGAAGGGUAGUGUAUGUCUCUCACCUGUAUUCACUCCCUAUAUCCUCAACAUCUCCCUUCCUUUCUCUAGGAUGAUGAGCAUAUAGUUCUGGAGCCAGGUGACCUGUUCCCACCUCUCUCCCCUCCUCCCUCCCCCCGGGGGGACCAGAAGAGGGGUCCCCAGAGCCCCCAGCAGCACCGCCUCUUCAGGGUGGUCCGCACCCCCAUCCUCGACAGUGUCAGGUGGGUAAUGCGUCCACUUUUGAGGCUGGACAGUCUGACAAACUUUGAUUGUGAGGUGAAUGAGUUUGGGGUAAUAAUUCACCACUAGCUAGUUUGCUAUCCAACAAUCUAGUUUCAUGUUCCUUCCUCCCGUCUUUGUUUCUUUGUUAGUACUUUUAUUUGAUUAUUUUAUGAUGUGAAGCACUUUGUUACUUGUAUUGAAAAGCGCUAUACAAAUCAAGUUUAUUGUUAUUGGAGGUCCAAGAAUUCAACUCAAGGAUAGUUUGCGCAAAUCAUGAAACUAGAGUCGAAGGAAGCCUGAAAUUGUCACUUGUGAUUGUGACUGCUCAGUGUGUCCUUUUUAAGCAGUGUCCCAUACCCAGAUUAAGCCUACUCUUGCACUAAACGGCAUGCUUUUCAGUCCAGGAUUAGGCUUAAUCUGCAUAGGUCCAGUAAACCGUCCCAUAAAGUUAUCUAAAAUGACUGACACCCUGGCUGAAUUCCAUUCUGUACUUUACAGGAACAGUCUGGACCUGGCUCUGUCUCGACCAAUCACAGCCCUGGAUAAUGAGAGGUUCACCGUGCAGUCCAUCAUGGCCAGGUUCGCCUGCCCUAUAGUACUGGUGAGACACAAGCACACACGCGCAUGCACAGUUUCUUUAUAUCUACUGGAUGCAGUCCUUCAUAUGUCAUGCCUCUCACCUUCUAUAGGUGGCGUUCUUGGUUGUGAAUACAGUGCGUUAUUUCUGUGACGCCCCCAGCCUCACUCCUGGACGCUUCAACUUCAUCCAGCUGCAGGUAUGGAGACUCAACACAUCUUCUUGGCUGGGCCUCUUCUCCUUAUUUUUCAUACAUGAUAUAGCAGGGUAGGCUUAACCUGUGGGGACAGAAUCUCAUCCAGAGAUGAUGUGAAAUAAAAUAUAUACCAGAAAUAGCAGAUUCUCCCUAUUGUAAUAAGUGUUGUGUUGUGUGUAUUCCAGCUGAUGGGAGUGCUGCCCAUCCUUCCCCUUCUGUUUCCUGUCAUGUGGGUGCUGGUCAAUGCCUAUGGAGAGGCUAGCGUCCUGGCUGAGUCCAGCAGAGCUUCUCCUACUGGCCUGGUGAGACACACAUGCGCAUACACACACACACGCACGUGCCAUGCGAGACACAGAGGCUCCUGUGUGGUUUAACUAGCCUCUUCUCUCACCCCAGCUUGCUAAGUUCUCUGAGGAUACUCUAAGCAGCUACACUGAAGUGGUGUCCUCCCAGGUAUAACCUCUCAACUCCUCCCUUCUUGCCCUCCCCCCUGUCCUCACGCUGCCCGCUCUCGCCACUGCACCUCCCACCAUGAAACCCUGUACGCAGCUCACACACACACCCUCACUCAUCUUCUUUUGUUGUUCGAGUUUAGGACUCCAAUCAUCUAUUUAGUUUGGCAUCCUUUCUCUUAUUUUAUUAAUUUUCUUCAUCUGGCAUGACGAGAUACACUACCGGUCAAAAGUUUUAGAACCCCUACUCAUUCAAGGGUUUUUCUUUAUUUUUACCAAAAAGUGUUAAACAAAUCAAAAUAUAUUUUAGAUUAUUCAAAUUAGCCACCCUUUGCCUUGAUGACAGCUUUGCACACUCUUGGCAUUCUCUCAACCAACUUCAUGAGGAAUGCUUUUCCAACAGUCUUGAAGGAGUUCCCACAUAUGGUGAGCACUUGUUGGCUGCUUUUCCUUCACUCUGCGGUCCAACUCAUCCCAAACCAUCUCAAUUGGGUUGAGGUCGAGUGAUUGCGGAGGCCAGGUCAUCUGAUGCAGCACUCCAUCACUCUCCUUCUUGGUAAAAUAUCCCUUACACAGCCUGGAGGUGUGUUGGGUCAUUGUCCUGUUGAAAAACAUAUGAUAGUCCCACUAAGUGCAAACCAGAUGGGAUAGCGUAUUGCUGCAGAAUGCUGUGGUAGCCAUGCUGGUUAAGUGUGCCUUGAAUUCUAAAUAAAUCACUGACAGUGUCACCAGCAAAGCACCCCCACACCAUCAAACCUCCUCCUCCAUGCUUCACGGUGGGAACCACACAUGCGGAGAUCAUCCGUUCACCUACUCUGCGUCUCACAAAGACACGGCGGUUGGAACCAAAAAUCUCAAAUUUGGACUCAUCAGACCAAAGGACAGAUUUCCACCGGUCUAAUGUCCAUUUCUCGUGUUUCUUUUCCCAAGCAGGUCUCUUCUUCUUAUUGGUGUCCUUUAGUAGUGGUUUCUUUGCAGCAAUUCAACCAUGAAGGCCUGAUUCACGUAGUCUCCUCUGAACAGUUGAUGUUGAGAUGUCUGUUACUUGAACUCUAUGAAGCAUUUAUUUGGGCUGCAAUUUCUGAAGCUGUUAACUCUAAUGAACUUAUCCUCUGCAGCAGAGGUAACUCUGGGUCUUCCAUUCCUGUGGCAGUCCUCAGCCAGUUUCAUCAUAGCUCUUGAUGGUUUUUGCGACUGCACUUGAAGAAACGUUCAAAGUUCUUGAAAUGUUCAGUAUUGACUGACCUUCAUGUCUUAAAGUAAUAAUGGACUGUCGUUUCUCUUUGCUUAUUUGAGCUGUUCUUGCCAUAAUAUGGACUUGGUCUUUUAUCAAUAGGGCUAUCUUCUGUAUACCAACCCUACCUUGUCACAACACAGCUGAUUGGCUUAAGAAAUUCCACAAAUUAACUUUUAACAAGGCACACCUGUUAAUUGAAAUGCAUUCCAGGUGAUUACCUCAUGAAGCAGGUUGAGGGAAUGCCAAGAGUGUGCAAAGCUGUCAAGUCAAAGGGUGGCUACUUUGAAGAAUCUCAAAUAUAAAAUAUUUUGAUUUGUUUAACACUUUUUUGGUUACUACAUGAUUCCAUAUGUGUUAUUUCAUAGUUUUGAUGUCUUCACUAUUAUUCUACAAUGUAGAAAAUAGUAAAAAUAAAAAAAAACUUGAAUCAGUGGGUGUUCUAAAACUUUUGACCGGUAGUGUAUCUUGUCUCUUCGGCAUUUCUAUCUGUCAGCCAAUCAGAUCUUCCCUGAUGGGAGGGCAAAUUUGACUAAUCUUCUUUUUGCAAUUUGUCCUCAUAACAUUUCUUCACCUGAUCACGUAACGCUUCGACCCCCACGAACCUCAGUCCCCACCAGCCCCCUGCUCUGUUACUGACACAUUGGCCCAGUCAUGAACUAACCGCCAGCCCCCUUCCCGCUAUAAGGGGAAGGGCUCGAGCUUGGUUCUGGAUUGGCCCCUAGCCUGUGCCUGCCACCUCUGCUCGCCUGCUUGCAAUGCAUGAUGGCAAAAUCAGCCCCACUAGCUGUCUCCUUUUACUCUCAAACAGCUUCCUUUCCUCAUGUCCUUUCCUCAAGUGCUUUACUUGAUGAUCACUAAUCUGGACAGGACGUAAUUGGUGGGAGUAAUAUGAUUUCAUAAGGAAAGGAAGCAUCUGAGAGUAUUAGGUCAGACACAAGACGUCUACCAAUACGGUGUUUACUCGCAUUGAGGUUCCAAACCUUUUGGGAAAGUUUGAGGUGUUCUUGAGAUGAUUUAUUUUCCACUUUGCCACUAGUAAUACAGCUCACUAUACUGUAGAUGCUACUGCCUGCAACAGAGCAUAAAGGCUAUUUAAUGUGCUUCGUCUAACCCUGCAGUCUGUCCUCCCAUACUAUGGUAUCAGCUCUACUCAAUUGUCUUAGUUGCAAGUCUUGACUGAUUGAAUGUUUUUCGGUAGGCCCUGCCUUUUCACUUUGAAAAAGUCGUUCUUUCAUGAAAAUUAGCUUUUUAAAGACAUUAUUAUGGAUUUCAAUGUGUCAAUAGUGUGCAUAGUCUUUGGAAUUUCUGCAGGUUUUUGAUUGAGGAAUAUAAUGAUGCUUACAGUGCAUCCGGAAAGUAUUCAGACCCCUUGACUUUUUCCACAUUUUGUUACAUUAGUCUUAUUCUAAAAUGGAUUAAAUUGUUUUUUUUCCCUCAUCAAUCUACACACAAUACCCCAUUAUGACAAAGCAAAAACAAGUUUUUAGAAAUUUUAGCAAAUGUAUUAAAGAUAUAAAACUGAAAUCAUGUUUACAUAAGUAUUCAGACCGUUCACUCAGUAAUUUGUUGAAGCUCCUUUGGCAGCGAUUACAGCCUCAAGUCUUCUUGGGUAUGACGCUACAAGCUUGGCACACAUGUAUUUGGGGAGUUUCUCCCAUUCUUCUCUGCAGAUCCUCUCAAGCUCUGCGAUGUUGGAUUGGGAGCGUCGCUGCACAGCUAUUUUCGCGUCUCUCCAGAAAUGUUCGAUCGGGUUCAAGUCCGGGCUCUGGCUGGGCCACUAAAGGACAUUCAGAGACUUGUCCCGAAGCCACUCUUGCAUUGUCUUGGCUGUGUGCUUAGGGUCGUUGUCCUGUUGGAAGGUGAACCUUUGCCCCAGUCUGAGGUCCUGAGUACUCUGGAGCAGGUCUUCAUCAAGGACCUCUCUGUACUUUGCUCCGUUCAUCUUUCCCUCAAUCCUGACUAGUCUCCCAGUCCCUGCCACUGAAAAACAUUCCCACAGCAUGGUGCUGCCACCACCAUGCUUCACCGUAGGGAUGGUACCAGCUUUCCUCCAGACGUGACGCUUGGCAUUCAGGCCAAAGAGUUUAAUCUUGGUUUCAUCAGACCAGAGAAUCUUGUUUCUCAUGGUCUGAGAGUCCUUUAGGUGCCUUUUACUGAGGAGUGGCUUCUGUCUGGCCACUCUACCAUAAAGGCCUGAUUGGUGGAGUGCAGCAGAGAUGGUUGUCCUUCUGGAAGGUUAUCCCAUCUUCAAAGAGAAACUCUUGAGCUCUGUCAGUGACCAUCGGGUUCUUGGUCUCCUCCCUCACCAAGGCCCUUAUCCCCAAAUUGCUCAGUUUGGCCGGGCGGCCAGCUCUAGGAAGAGUCUUGGUGGUUCCAAACUUCUUCCGUUUCAGAAUGAUGGAGGCCACUGUGUUCUUGGGGACCUUCAAUGCUGCAGAAAUGUUUUGGUACCCUUCCCCAGAUCUGUGCCUCAACACAAUCGUGUCUCGGAGCUCUACGGACAAUUCCUUCGACCUCAUGGCUUGGUUUUUGCUCUGACAUGCAUGUCAACUGUAGGACCUUUAUAUAGACAGGUGUGUGCCUUUCCAAAUCAUGUCCAAUCAAUUGAAUGUACCACAGGUGGACUCCAAUCAAGUUGUAGAAACAGCUCAAGAAUGGUCAAUGGAAACAGGAUGCACCUGAGCUCAAUUUCGAGUCUCAUAGCAAAGGGUCUGAAUACUUAUGUAAAUGUGAUAUUUCUGUUUUUUAAAUUCUAAAACCUCUAUUUUUGCUUUGUCAUUAUGGGGUAUUGUGUGUGUGUGUGUGUAUAUUGAUGAGGGGGAAAAAACGAUGUAAUCCAUUUUAGAAUAAGGCUGUAACGUAACAAAAUGUGGAAAAGGUCAAGGGGUCUGAAUACUUUCCGUAUGCACUGUAUCUUCACCAUUCAUUUCAGAUUGAGAUCUACACAACCAAUGUUGAGGGAUGUGCACUCUUCAACAUUAGACCAGAUUUGAGAUAUUUUUUUAAAUGUCUGACAAACACAAAAUUGAGUCAUCUAUGACUUGUAUAUCUAUCUUUUCAGUAGUGUGAAAAUGUGAUGUAGCGUAACUGUGUGUGUGUGCAUGUGCAGGAGAUGCUGCGGUGUGUGUGGAGACACCUGGUGGGGAUGCUGAAGGGAGAGUCCCAGACACUCUGCUACACCUCCAGCCUGCUACACACACUAGGCUCUGUCACUGUAAGUACUAGUUUGUAUGUGUGCACAUGCGUGCAUGUGCGUGUAACCCUCGCUCUCUCUCUCGCUCUCUCUAGGUGUUGUGUGGACAAACAUUAUAUAUUAUCCUUCCUAACCCCAGUAUAACAUGAUAUAUUAUCCUUCCUAACCCCAGUAUAACAUUAUAUAUUAUCCUGCCUAACCCCAGUCCAUAGACAGUGUUGUUCUUCAGUGUGUGUGUAUAACAGUGUUCAUUUUGGCACUCUUAUGCUGUUCGAAUACCCAUACUAACAUACUGUAUACUACAUAAUGAGUAUAUACUACAUACUAUAUACUAUUAGUUCAUUUUAGUAUACUGUAAACGAACGGUAUCGUUUCAGUUGAGCGUACUAGAGCUUCGCCCGUCUACUGGAAGUUGAUGCUGUUGCUAUGCAACCUCUUGCUCGCUUGUUAGCAUAACAAAUGACUAGCUAAACAUUUUACGAUUUUAGGUGUCUUUAUAAAUUCAAUCUGGAGUGCCAGAGUGCGCUCUGUGCGUUCGUAAAUCUUUUCGCUCUCGGAGCGUUCAGAGCGCACACUGGACGCUCUGGCCGAGGAGUAGGGUUGACACAAAUGAGAGAACACCUCACUCUGACCAUUUUACUCGCCCUAGCAGAGCUGGUUAGGCUGUUUUCAUGUUAUCAAUAGCGUUGGUGACUUAAACUGUGCUGCUGGCCACAAUUUAAUGACGCUUUUUUUUGCUGACGUUUACUGACACCGGCCAUAUUCAACGGGUGUUGAGCGUUCGUAAAUUCAUUAGUUAUUCUGCGUGAGAGUGCUCUGAAAUCGGAGUAGAUAGCCAGAAUUGACAAUGUCCAUUGAAACGCACAACGACCAUACCACUUAGCUAAGAAUGAUGUGAAUAAUCAAGUCAUUAAACGUUGGGUAGUUAGUUAGAUAGCAGAUAGUUAAUAUACUGCCUGGCAAGUUUGAUGUAUUAGUAGCCAACUAACGUUAGGUAACUAGCUAACAUACCGGUACAUACUGCUGUAAUGCUAUGCGGUUCAAAAGGAUAGCGUAGCUAACAAAUUGUCAGCCAACAUAACGUGUAACGUAACUUAUUUGAAAAAUCAUUACUUUAUUACUCUGCAUGUAUACUUCGUAUUUUGGCGAAUUUAGUACGACAUCCUGGAACUUUUGGCAUACUAACUAUAUCCAUACUAUGACCAAUAAGCAUACUAUAUGCUCAAUUCACAUUACAAGUAGUGCGGUAAGUAUGAGUUUUCGAACACACCUUUAUUUAAUUUUUUGGGGAGACCAACUUUUUAUUUAGUUUGGUACAUUUUUUCAGAGGGGGGUUAUAGGUAUAAAAACAAUCAAAGAAAUGCAUACAAAGAUAACCCCAACCCAUUGAAUUGUAGGUUGACAAUAAGGUAUUGUUAUAUUUUACUUUUUAACUAGGGUUCCAGAAUGUUAUGAAUUUUGUUGUUCAAUAGAGAUUAAUUUGCCUACAUCUUUAUCAGGGUUUCCGUUUGGAAAAUGUGGCGCAGGACAUUUGACAGGGUACAUUUGAAUUUACCAGACAUUUUAAAUAUUUACCGGACCCAUAUGCAUUGGGUGUGUAACCUGAUUAGGCCCUCUACCCACUGUGCUCAGAAUGACAGAAACCACAUUUAGAUUAUGGUCAUUCAUAUUAACCGCUUAAGGAUCGGACCCUUUUUUUCUCAAUUUUCACCUAAAAUGACAUACCCAAAUCUAACUGCCUGUAGCUCAGAACCUGAAGCAAGGAUAUGCAUAUUCUUGAUACCAUUUGAAAGGAAACACUUUGAAGUUUGUGGAAAUAUGAAAUUAAUGUAGGAGAAUAUAACACAUUAGAUCUGGUAAAAGAUGUAAUUCAAGAGAAAGGCCACAAUAAUAUUGCAGUUUAGGCACAAUUUCGAUUUUGGCAACUAGAUGGCAGCAGUGUGUGUACAAAGUUUCAGAUUGAUCCAGUGAAGCAUUGCAAUACUGAAUUAUUUUGUAUCAAGUCUGCCCAAAUGUGCCGAAUUGGUCAAUUUAUACAUUUUCAAGUACAUAACUAUAGAGAACAUACAAAAAUGAUAUGGUAAUACAAAAUGUAAGUUUACACACUCCCAGGAAUGUCAUGCAUGAUGGAACAUUAGCUUAUACACUAACUUUCACACAUGUAGAUAGCCGGGCAGGGUGGGUGUGGAGCCAGAGACAGCAGGGGUUCAAACUGUAGAACCCAGUUCCUACAUUUGAAUAUAAAAAUUGAUUUUAUCAAACAAACUAUGCUACAUUUUAACUCUGGGAGUAAAUCAGAGCAAUAUUACUGAAUGUAAGUAUAUUAUUUACCUUCAGAGGUGAAUGUAUCAAAACCAGUUGCCGUGAUAAGUUUUUUGUUGUUGUGCACUCUCAAACAAUAGCAUAGUAUUUUUUCACUGAUAGCUACUGUAAAUUGGACAGUGCAGUUAGAUUAACCAGAAUUUAUGCUUUCUGCCCAAAUAAGACAUGUCUAUGUCCUGGAAAGUUUGCUGUUACUUACAAUAGUCAUGCUAAUCACAUUAGCGCACGUUAGCUCAACUGUCCCGUAUAUGGGACACCGAUCCCGUAGAGGUUAACAGAAAAUGCAAGUUCCAGGAUGCAACAAUGGGCCCCAUGGGUCUCCCGGUCGCGGCCGGCUACGACAGAGCCUGGAUUCGAACCAGGAUCUCUAGUGGCACAGCUAGCACUGCGAUGCAGUGCCUUAGACCACUGCGCCACUCGGGAGACCAAAUCAAGUUUUGAAACUUUUGAGACAAGUGACCGUGUAAUGAAUGUUCAGCUCGCACUGAUGAGACCAAAUCAAUUGUUUUACUUGCACAGCCAAGUCAAAAGGUUGCAAAAUGCUACUAAAUGGUCGCAGUCUGGAGCCCUUCCCCUUGACAUUCUGUAGCUAUAUUAUAAUCAAAGUUCUGUCAUAAGUAGUGGCUAGGGCUGUUACGGUGACACAUAUUACCGCCACACCGGUGGUCACGAGUCAUGACUGCAGUCAAAUUCCUCGUGAUUUAGUCACGGUAACUAAACUUCUCUAAAACUGUGCAGUUGAUGGUCAUUAGUAGCCUACCAAUCUUGCUAACUGCCAGUCACUAAUGACCUGGUAUUCAGCUCUCUACUGUCCCUCUAAUCACGCUGACAUCAAUGCAAAUGCAAUCGAAAAUCAAAACAAACACUUCAUGAGAGCCCAUGAGGUCAUGUUGCACAACAUUUCUAUAGGCUAUGCAAUUGCGUGAGAAAACAACAGAGUUUUGAUGGCCUCUAUUAAAAAGAGGAGGAGCCCAUCAGCUUUCUAUAGGCUGGGCCUAGGUUACUAUAUUUAUUUCUCAACUUUCCUAAUAUUAAUAUAUUACACAUUAGCAGAAUCUUUUUUAAUACGACAAAUUACAGGGUAGCCUGCUCUGCUGACAUUGACAAACGGAUUCAAUAAAAAUGAUGUUGUCCAUAUAAUAGGCCUACGAGAAGGGGAGACACAAAUGGAAUAUGACAUCCAUCUAAACUGGAGGAGGAAAUUAUUGUCCAAAAACAAACUUUUAAGUAGCACUGAUCCAACAAUGAUAAAUAGUGAUUAUGUGCAGUGCGCACUCACCGGGGGUAUUGUCGAUGCUCUCCGCUGGUGCCAAUAAGAUAGGCUAAAUUGUUGUUCGCUCAAUUAUGUUGAGAAUUGUUAUAACUAAAAGACAGAUUAGUAUUUUCAUUGUCUUCUCUUUACAGCAAUAACCAUUUGCUUUCCAAACUAUGUUUUCCCGUGAUUAGCUUCCCCUAGCCUAAUGGACUCGCCGCCUAUUCUUGCAUAUUAAAAAGGUAACGGCAUGUAACCUCCAUUCGCUAUUCGAGUGCAGGCUAUGGAUGACGUAUUUUUUUUGUGGGCCAUUCUAAAUAAAAUAAAAAUCCACACAUACAGUAUAUUAGUAGGCUAUAUGUAAAGACCAGAUUAAAUUAAAUAUAGUCUGAUUGGUGAGAAUAUUAUCAAGUACUUGUCAAAUUGUGAAUGAGAGACUGAUGAAGUUUGUGCAGCCUGUGCAAGAAACAGAGCAGAGCUCAUGCCUUUCAUGUGACUGUUUUCAAAUCAUCAUUAGUCGCAUCAUACAGCCUUAGGCAAUAUUUUUAGAUUUGUAAUACAUUCUAACUUUUGUACACAACUAAAGUUGCAUAAAUUACUUUAAAUUAAGCAUAUAGGAGUACCUGUUUCUUUGUUAACCGCUCAACACAGAAUAGCCGCAUGUGCGCACUCCCUCUGGAAACGUUUCUAUUUUAUUCAGCUAUGUUCAAUUGUAUUCUUUAUACUAUAAAAUAAUGCCACAGAAUUCUAAGCAAAUCUUGUCUGCUAAAUGAACUAGUGUAGCCCACAGCCAUAUGGCAUAGCCAGAUAAGGGCCUAUAACCUAAGGACAACUAAGAAUAUGCUAUUCUGUUCUUCUGAAAUAGGCUGCAUUUUUACAGUUUGUUUAGACCUGUCUAAAAUAAAUAAUGGAUUUAUUGUGAUUGUGUAGGCUAUAUUAAAUGGAUUUGUUAGACUUUUUCAAAUGUAGAUGUUCCAAAUGUCUGCAUCAGUGGUUUGUAGGCUAUGCGUGGAAGCCAGGAGAUUGUAAACGUGUUUAUGUUAAUGAACGGUCAAUUACCGUGAGACCGGCAGUUAUUUGCAUGACAGUUACAGGCUGACAAAAUGUAAUGACCGCAACAGCCCUAGUAGUGGCCUGAUAGUUUGCAGAAAACUAACUAGCUAGCAUUAUCAAUCUGUUAUUACCUGAGCAUAUAUAUAUAUUGGGAUGAUUCGCUUUCAGAUGUUUCUUGAGAAUGGUUGUGUUUUUCCCUGUCAAUUUGUCAGUGCAAACGCAGUCUUCUCCCGUGGAGACAUUGCAUUCGGUCUUGUUUGAAUCGACAUAAGUAAAGUAGCUCCAAAUGUCGCCUCUUCUUCUACCGGGAGCUUGUACCACCGGGAGUGUAGCCACGGCGUGUGCCUUAUUUGCAUCAACGAUUUGUUGCCACCAGAUUGUAGAACGGUUGCCAUGUAGAGAGGUGACUCGUGAAUGACCUGGGCAUGGUAUUUAUUUCCUGACUGCAGCAUUGCAACAUUGCAAUGAGAAAGCCUUACAUUUCUGCUGUCAUGCAUUCUUUUGAUUGGACCAAGCAAAUAACAUUGACAAGCUCUCAAUCUCUCCAAAAACUCCUGUCCAGUCCAUUUACUAGUCAGAUUUGAGUCCGAAAUAAUUUAGUCAAAUUUUCGUCACCAGAAAUGAAAAAUCUUUUUAGUUUAGUUAUUUCUGGGUCUAUUUAGUCAGUUAUCGUCUCGUAAGUUGCCAGUGAAAAAUAGUUGUUUGACAAAUAUUUUCGUCACUAUUUUUGUUGACGAAAUGAACACUGGUAUAACACUAUAUUCUCUAUCUCCAGGUGUUGUGUUGUGUGGACAAACAGGGUGUAUUAUCCUGGCCUAACCCCAGUCCAGAGACCGUGUUGUUCUUCAGUGGUCGCGUGGAGCCGCCUCACAACGACAGUCAGGAAGACCUGCGAGACGACCUGUCAGUCAACUCCUUCUGCCGCAUGGAGACCGACGAUGACCGUGACGAGGUGUGUGUGUGUGUGUUUUUCAUCAAUUAUUAUUCAUCUUCUCCUGUUCUUGCAUACUAAAAUCAGAUGUUUCAUUCCAUUACAUAUAAGGGCUCUUAUUGGCUAUGAAUUCCUGUAAGUGACAUUUAAACCUCUGUAGUUAUAGAAUGUCAAUGAUGAUAGUAUUGCUCUCUGUUAUAGUAUCUAGUUCCCAUUGUCUUCUGUCAGAGGGCGUCAUUCUAACGCGACACGUUAUCUGACGUGAGACCAUGAUCUACUUCCUUUAAACAUCUGAGGUAGUGACUGAGACACGUGUGAUAGUUGAUAGAAUCUUUUCAGUGAUUGAAAGAGUGUUGUCUGAUGUGGCUGUUCAUCCUAUCUGUCAGACCCAGGAGGGGGAGGCUCUGCUGUGUAUGCCAAUGAUGGAAGGAAUGGGGAACGGGCAUGAGCCCAGUGAGACUUCACAUGACACUGGCCGUUCCGAGGACACAGUUCAGCCUCGGUGGCAGGCGCGGGAGACACGCACCAAACACCCCUCAGGAUCUAAUGUCAGCUUCAGCCACAACACAGAGGGAGGGGACCAGGGCCCUGAACAGGUAAUGAACGCGCAUGCGCACACACACACACACACACACACACACACACACACACACACACACACACACACACACACACAUCCUGUAAACCAGUCUUUUGUCAUCACUAUCUUACUACACAGAAUUCGUUCCCCUCCUUUUUCCCCUCUCUCGCCACCCCUCUCUCAGGACAUGGUGGGUUGCUGUGACAACGAAGCGGAGGACUACGUGUGUGACUACCACCUGGAGAUGCUGAGUCUGUCACAGGACCAGCAGAACCCGGUGAGUAUCCAGUUUGACGAGCAGGGCUGGCAGUGUCACCUGCCCAGCCUCAAGCCCCUGGGCCUCAACAUCCUGCUCAACCUGUGCAAUGCCAGCGUCACCCAGCAGCUCUGCCGCUUCUCCGACCAUCUCAGUAACCUGGCACUGCAAGAGAGCCAUGGGGCCGUGCUGCCCGUCCACGUGCCCUGGGGACUGUGUGAGCUGUCCAGGCUUAUAGGUGAGGAGAAGGAAGGGAAGAGAUGCGCGCGCGCACACACACACACACAUGUACGCACACAUGUACGCACACACGUACGUACGCACGCAUGCAUACAGACACACACACACACCUAUGCACUUACCCUGUGGACUAUGUGAACUCUCCAGCCUCAUACAGAACACCACACACACUGACCCCUUCUCUUCCACUCUUUUUCUUCCUGUGUGAUUCUCAGGGUUCACUCCCGGGGCGAGGGAGCUGUUUAAACAGGAGAACCACCUAGCUCUGUACCAGCUGCCCUGUGGGGAGAAGGCCAAGGAGUCUGUCCCUCGACGCCUACACAACUUCACCAAGAGACAACCUCCCAUCAGCCACCUCAUUUCCCUCUUCAUCAGAGACUCCUCUUCCAGUGAGAAUAGCUCUAUAGCGCUUUUGUUCUUUUUGUCUUUCUUCCCUCUCACUUGUCUCUCUGUCUCACGCCAUCUCUCUGGUUUCUCACUCGCUCUCUCCAUCUCUUACCCUCCUCUUCUUUAGCCUUCACCUCUUUCUUGGAAUUGUUUUGUUGCACCUCUGUGACCUCUGACCCCUGACCUCUCAACCCUAGAUAACGUCCAGAUGUUGUCUCACGGCUCAGCUGACCUCAUCCUGGAGGCCUGCACUGACGUCUGGGACGGAUCCGACAUCUACCCCCUCUCUGGCUCCGACAGGUCAGAACAGCCUUAUAGCAGCCUGAUGACAACCUUAUGUAGUCUUAUCACAGCCUUAUAGCAGCCUUAUAACAACCUAAUAAGCAGACCUGGUGCCAGGAUAAUGUGACUAAGGGGGCAGUUGAAAUUGAUGAGGGGGCACAAUUUGGGGGGGUUCUUGCAUUGGAAUUAUAUUGAAUUCUGCUUAUAUCACACUAUACCACAAUAAACAUAAAGUUCAAAUGUCGAGAUUCUCCGGGACCAUUGAUUGAGUGCUUUUGAAGUGUCAGGUUGGUGUAAGAUCUGUAGCCUAUAUCCACUGCGCUAUAUCAGCCCAAUGAACAGUGCCCAACACACAAAAGCAAGGCCGUUUUGGUAAAGAAUAUAGGCUACAAGAUAGGGUAAUUCAACUAUUACAAACAGCCUAUGUGAAUGCAACCAUACACACAGCUGUCUUGCCAAAAUAAUGCAAACUAAAUGCUGAAAGUAGUAGCCUUGUUAUUCAUGCGUGCAAACAACAAUACUGAAUAGCAGUUUGGCUUAGAAUGCCGACACAACUGCGAAUGCGAACGAAUGAAUGCAAACAGAACAAAACAGCGGUACCAAGUAGGCCUAGUAAACAAAAUAUCAGAUCGAUAAAGGCAUGACACAAUCUAUAUUUAGGCUAGUUACAGUAAACAAACGCAGUAAACAAAAGGCGAAUGGAGAUCCAAAUAACCAAACACAGCCUACUACAGUGAGAUGCAGCCAUGCACAGCUGUCUUGCCAAACAAAUAGACCUAUAGGCCCGCUUCAAACAUGGAAAACCAUGCCACUGAUGAGUACAGAAACACGUUGUGAUAUGUCACAAUACGCUUACGUGAAUCAAAUUCGACCCACGUAAGCAAUGCCAGUCUACCAUAAACACGUUUCCAAUACGUACAGUUCAAUUUACAACCAUGAAAACCAAUAGGCUACCAAGAAAACCAUAAUGUAUUUAUUUCUAUGAUGAAACAUACCGAUAUGUAGCUAUACCCAGGGGCGCCAUUUGGGUUCUUGCAUUGGAAUUAUAUUGAAUUCUGCUUAUAUCACACUAUACCACAACAAACAUAAAAGCCUACAUGCAUUAUUAACUCUUUAUAUGUCUACCCCCCUACAGGAAGAAAGUUCUGGACUUCUACCAGCGUGCCUGUCUGUCGGGCUACUGCUCUGCCUUUGCCUACAAGCCCAUGCAGGUGUCCCUGUCCAACCAGCUCAAUGGGAAAUGUGUGGAGCUAGCCCCCGGCCCCAACCUCUUCUCUGGGGUUGAACUGCCCUCCACCACCCCUAUCAAAUACGGCUCCCGCAGGAAUUCCUGGAGCUCUGAUGGUAAGGGAGGAGAGUCGAGAGGGAUUGAGGGAGGAGAGAGGAGAGAAUGUGAAGAGAGGAUGAUGCAGUGAGGGAGGUGCAGCUACAAUAUGUGUUUUGUGUUGUACCUUAGUGUGACUUUUGCUUGUAUUUAUUUUUGUGUCUUGUCCCCCUCCUCUCUUUCUCUCUCUCUCCCCCUACAUCUCUCCAUAGAGGGUAUAGGAGAAGGUGUGGAGAAGGAUGACUGUGUUCAGGCUCUGAGUGGUCAGAUCUUCAUGGGGAUGGUGUCAUCACAGUUCCAGGCUCGUCUGGACACGGUCAGGCUCAUAGACGCUCUGGUCACCGCCUGCAUACGCUUUGUUUACUUCUCUAUGGAGGAUGAACUACGCAGCAAGGUGGGUGUGUUUGCUGAGAUGUUUGUGAUGAUGGUGAUGAUGUGGUCCUGUAUGGUGUGUUAGGUGUUUGCUGAGAAGAUGCUGAUGAUGGUGAUGACAAUGGUGAUAAUGAUGUCUGCCUGUCUGUCCUGUGUAUGUGUAAGGUGUUUGCAGAGAAGAUGGGCCUGGAGACAGGGUGGAACUGUCACAUCUCUCUGACCCCAAACAGGGACAGUCCCUGUGAUGGCGCCCCUAACAGCCCCGGCCAGGACUCCCUACAUGAUGACCUGCACCAAGACUCCCGAGAUGAGGCAGAGGGGCCGUUGUUACCAGAGGAGGAGACUGCUGAUGUUCCCAGCUUCCUGGAAGACUGCAACAGAGUACAGGACAAAUACUGUUUGUCUUUCCUUCUCUCUUCUCUUUUCUUCAUGUCUUCUCUUCGGAACUGUGACUUACACCUGUUUCUUGCUAACCCUUCUCUCUCUCUCUCUCCAGGCGAAGCUACCUCGUGGUAUCCACCAGGUUCGUCCUCACCUGAAGAACAUUGACAACGUGCCUCUGUUGGUGCCUCUCUUCACCGACUGUACCCCAGAGAGUGAGUCAGAACAUAUUACAGUUCACUUCAUGUACAUGAAUCAACCUUUUCUGUUUUUCAAAAACCUUUUUAUUUGGUACAGAGACAUUCCCAUCUUUAAUAUACAAAUCAAUUGACCAUGGUAUAUCAGUUCAUUUAAUCACAAGAUAUGCAAUGUAGCUAUGCUUGUUAAAGCUACACUGAACAAAAAUAUAAACGCAACAUGUAAAGUGUGGUUUCAUGAGCUGAAAUAAAAGAUCCCUGAAAUUUUCCAUGCGCACAAAAAGCUUAUUUCUGUCAAAUUUUAGACACAAAUUUGUUUACAUCCAUGUUAGUGAGCAUUUCUCCUUUGCCAAGAUAAUCCAUCCACCUGACAGGUGUAGCAUAUCAAGAUGCUGAUUAAACAGCAUGAUCAUUACACAGGUGAACCUUGUGCUUGGGACAAUAAAAGGCCACUCUAAAAUGUGCAGUUUUGUCAUACAACACAAUGCCACAGAUGUCUCAAGUUUUGAGGGAGCAUGCAAUUGGCAUGCUGACUGCAGGAAUGUCCCCCAGAGCUGUUGCCAGAAAAUCUAAUGUUAAUUUCUCUACCAUAAACCGCCUCCAAUGGCGUUUUAGAGAAUUUGGCAGUACGUCCAACUGGCUUCACAACUGCAGGCCAUGUGUAUGGCGUUGUGUGGGCGAGCGGUUUGCUGAUGUCAACGUUGUGAACAGAGUGCCCCAUGGUGGGGUUAUGGUAUGGGCAGGCAUAAGGUACGGACAGCGAACACAAUUGCAUUUUAUUGAUGGCAAUUUGAAUGCACAGAGAUACCGUGACGAGAUCCUGAGGCCCAUUGUCGUGCCAUUCAUCUGCCGCCAUCACCUCAUGUUUCAGCAUGAUAAUGCACGGCCCCAUGACGCAAGGAUAUGUACACAAUUCCUGGAAGCUGAAAAUGUCCCAGUUCUUCCAUGGCCUGCAUACUCACCAGACAUGUCACCCAUUGCACAUGUUUGGGAUACUCUGGAUUGACGUGUACGACCGUGUCCCAGUUCCCGCUAAUAUCCAGCAACUUCGCACAGCCCUUGAAGAGGAGUGGGAUAACAUUCCACAGGCCACAAUCAACAGCCAUAUCAACUCUAUGCAAAGGAUGAGGCAAAUGGUGAUUACACCAGAUACUGACUGGUUUUCUGAUCCACGUCAUGUGAAAGCCAUAGAUUAGGGCCUAAUGAAUUUAUUUCAGUUGACUGAUUCCCUUAAUUUAACUGUAACUCAGUAAAAUCUUUGAAAUUGUUGCACGUUGCGUUUAUAUUUUUGCUCAGUAUACAUGUGUGAGAGUGUUCUAGCAUGUUCUAAAUCUUUGUGUGUGUGUGUAGCCAUGUGUGAGAUGAUAAAGAUCAUGCAGGAGAACAGAGAGGUGACGUGCUGCCUGGGGAGCUCCGCCAACUUCCGCAAUAGCUGCCUCUUCCUACAGAGCGACCUCAGGUACACACAGUCACAUGAAACAAACGCAUGUCACAAACACAGCAGCUAUUGCCUAGUUCAUUUAUAAAUAGUCUAUGGUGUGCAUCCAUACAUUCACUUACAACCACAUUACACAACUGCUUCAUGAAGAGUCACACUGUUCCUGAUAAACAAAGAUAAAUAACAACAAAAAACAGUUUCCUAACCCUCUUUUCCCUCCUGUCCUCCCCCCAGCAUUGCCCUGGACCCCCUGUACCCGUCUCGGUGUUCGUGGGAGACGUUUGGCUACGCUACAGGAGCAGGGCUGAACGGGGAGAUGGAGGGUCUGUCUCCCCUCAGUCUGUCUGGUCAACUCAACACCCUGGCCUCUUCUGUCACCUUCCACCAGGGGGAGUCUGUCAGCAUGGUCAAACUCAUAGAACAGGUGAGACACAUACGCGCACGCAUACACACACACAGAGAUACAAUAUAUGUAUUUUACGUGUAUGAUUCCCUUCCAGGCGCGUCACACCACGUACGGCAUCCGCAAGAGCUUUCUCUUCCUGUUGCAGUGUCAGCUGACCCUGGUCCUCAUCCAGGUGAGAGAGAACACAACUAUACUUCGCCUCGCUAAAGCAUUCUUGAAAUACUAAUGCUGUUUAUUUUUGCUAUAAUAAAAGAGCUGGGGAUGCAACAGUUUUAACUGAAUAUUUGAUGAAGGUAUUGUUUUUCCCUCCCGUUGUGUAGUUUCUGGCCUGCCUAGCCCAGCUCCCUCCUCCCAUGAACAUCACUGACAUCCUCUGGCUGUCCUGCUUCAGCUGUCCGCUGCUCAGGUACCACUGCUACUAACCAUAUAGGUUUCACACUCAAAUUCUAUAUAGUAUAACAGCAUUAUACAUGAUAACCAUGUCUAUGUGUGUUGUGUUGGCAGUGUGUCAUUUUUAGGAAAGCCACCAGAAGGUUCUGUGAUGAACGUGGCCACAGGGAAGAACCAAGAUGCCAUCCCCAGAAAGGUACGUACUAUAGUUUACCCACACCAGCCCGGUUUUAGACAUAUCACUUUACACUUUAGACCAGGGCUGUUCCUGGAGAGCUACCGUCCUGUAGGCUUUCUCUCCGACCCUAAUCUGGCGCACCUGAUUCUAAUAAUUAGCUGGUUGAUAAGCUGAAUCAGGUUAGUUACAGCUUGGGUUGGAGCGGAAACCUACAGGAGGGUAGCUCUCCAGGAACAGGGUUGGAGAGCCCUGCUUUAGACUACGCUAAGUUUAUAAGGAUUUUCAUGAUUGGCCAACUCCAAAUAUGCGCCCUUCACCUCUUCUAGUUCUGAAUCAGAUGUGUAUUAUCGAUAUCUUAAUCAUGACAUGUGUACCAUGGCAUUCCUUUUAACAUCUUGAUUUGUGUAUGUCUACUUACUGCAGACGCAGAACUACUUCCUGGGUUGUUUCCUGUUGAAGUUUGGCCUGACCGUGUGUGCCUACCUGCUGGGCUUUGGCUUCACGCUGCACGAGGUCUGCCUGAGGGCCAACAACCUAACACUGGCAGAGAACACCACCAUCAGCUGUACUGAUAUCCUCAGGGUCAGUUCAGCUCACGACGCUCCCCAUUGGUUCAGGGAGCUGUCCAACGGCCUGCUGCUCACUCAGAAGGUCAUGGCUGGGUUCCUGGCCCUGCACACAGGUAGGAGGAGCUCUCUGUGGCACUCUCACCCCUGCAUCUAUCAAGUCAGGUUGUAUCCCAAAUGGCACUUUAUUUCCUAUAUAGUCCACUACUUUUGACCAGGGCACUAUAUAGAGGGAAUAGGUUGCCAUUUCAGACGUAGCCUCAGUGGCUUCUAUCCUGCUCCUGGAGAGCCCAGGUUCAUGUGCGUAUCUUUACAUUUUAUUUUAUUUAUAUUUCUCUCGCCCUCCCUCUUUCCCAGUGGUCAUCUCUCUGAGCUAUGUCCAUCGCUCCCAGCCGCUGUGGAAGAAGAACCCCUUCAGCAACACCUGGUGGUGCCUCACUGUCCCUAUUGUGUAAGUGUGUGCCUGUGUAGCCUAACUGUUUCGAACAAGUAUUAAGCAGCAGCUGCAAUAGAGAAGUUUCCGCUUUUUUGGCAUCAACUGAUACUCUUUUCUCACUCUUUCGGUCUUCCCCUCCCUUCCUCCCCACCUCCAGUCUUCUGGGUCAGUUGGUGCAGGCCACGGUGGACUACCAGCUGUGGCAGGACCGGUCGGGACAUUUGACCUUUGACCUGAAGGACAUCCCCAUGCUGGCCUGGCUGCUGGUCUCCUUGUCCUCCCUGGUGGUGGUGCUGCUCAAUGAGGCCGUCAAACUACACGAGAUACGGUAAGAUGAGGAAGGAGAGGAGAGGAGAGGGAGGGUGAGGGGAGGAAAGAAGGGGAGAGGAUGGUGGGAUAAUGUCAUGUGGGGGGAAAAACGGUUCUUAUGUGUUGAUCUGUCCAUUCCUUCUGUCUGCAGGGUGAGGGUUCGCUACCAGAAGAGACAGAAGCUACAGUUUGAGACCAAACUAGGGAUGAACUCUCCCUUC
Molecule: messenger RNA, 40314 nt
Organism: Coregonus sp. 'balchen'
Lineage: Eukaryota; Metazoa; Chordata; Actinopteri; Salmoniformes; Salmonidae
Source: the annotation of a GenBank genome assembly